ACAAACAACAACACCACACACAUACACGCGCUUUGACAAAAACGACGACAAAGAAGUGAAAAAUUUUUUUGCAUCAAUUUUUAAGAAAAACCAUACAUUUUGCGUGUAUUUAUAUAAAAAUUUAACAACAAUAUUUAAGAAAAACAUAUUAAAUUAAAAAACAAAUACAAUAUGCCAAAACCCAGAGGUGGACAACGUCAACAAUAUAAUAGUGGUGGCAGCAGUGGUUCACGUUUUCAAGCCCUAAAUGACUAUCAAAAUGAUCAUGAUGAUAGAGACAAUGAUGGCCGUAAAAAAGAACGUAAUAACACCAGAAGAGUUAGUUUUAAGCCUUCGGCCUUGCAAAAACAAGGCGGCAUCAAAUCUCGUCUGGCGGAGAUGGCCGUACGCAAUCGUUUGGAAGAUGAUGAGGAUAUGGAUGGUUUGACAACAAAUACUUUGUAUGAAGAUCGUCGCAACUCCCGCCGUAAGGGUUCACCUAUACCCAAAGGCAAAUUUGGCCAGUCCCGUAAAUUAGCACCUAGUCAAUUUGGAUGGUAUCAAGUGUCGAUGACCUACAAAAAUCAAAUUAGAUAA
Lucilia cuprina (Australian sheep blowfly) is the source of this 576-nucleotide messenger RNA. RefSeq names its product nuclear RNA export factor 1-like. The transcript has 4 exons. Lineage: Eukaryota; Metazoa; Arthropoda; Insecta; Diptera; Calliphoridae. The coding region runs from base 172 to 576 and encodes 134 amino acids. The record is from RefSeq and is a predicted model, not a curated record.